This is a messenger RNA of Emericellopsis atlantica, 1685 nucleotides long. Its product is annotated as protoheme IX farnesyltransferase. The record is from RefSeq and is a predicted model, not a curated record. Gene Ontology annotation, molecular function: protoheme IX farnesyltransferase activity. Bases 112 to 1569 code for a protein of 485 amino acids. Gene Ontology annotation, cellular component: mitochondrial membrane; mitochondrion. The transcript has a single exon. Gene Ontology annotation, biological process: heme biosynthetic process. NCBI's taxonomy places the organism in Eukaryota, Fungi, Ascomycota, Sordariomycetes, Hypocreales, Bionectriaceae.
CGCGAAUUGACCACGAGAAGCCUUCAUCUCUGCGUACCAAUCUCGUGGGGUAAUCCUCGCAUACUUCACAGCCUCUCGAAAAUGAUAUGACUCUGGCGCGAUCUGGCAACCAUGCGCUCGCCUCGAAACGCAGUCCCUCGCAUAGCUGAGCUCCGGAACCUCGUCUACACGCAGACCCCGCGAAGAUGCUUGUCUUCCGCAACGGGGAGCUUCCAGGCCAGCCGUGGUUCUGUUACGGCGUCAAUAUGUAACAGUUUCUUCCUUUCAAAUCGAUUAUUCGACCGAUCAACAUGCCUCGACUCCCUGAUCCGAGCACGGCCGACUUCAACGACCACCAACACAACGGCAUCAGUUUCAGCUUCAUCACAACCACCUGCCGAACUCCCUCCACACCGCCGACGACAGGCUAGAAAACGAGAAGAGGCACAAGCGGCGGAGCCUUUACCACCCGAUGCUUCUUCGAUACUCGCCGCGCGCGCAGCCGCCAGCCCUGACCAGUCCCUUCGACGCACCCUAUCAUCCAUUCUCUCCCUUACUAAACCACGACUCACCGUCCUUGUCGUGCUGUCCGCCAUGGCGCCCUAUGCAUUAUACCCCGUGCCCGAAAUUCUGGCGCCCAGUAUGACCAACACCCCCAGCCUGAGUCCGCUGACUCUGCUGUUCCUCACAACAGGCACAGCGCUAUGCUCAGCCAGUGCUAAUACCCUAAAUAUGCUCUACGAACCAUCAUCGGACGCAAAGAUGUCACGGACAAGAAACAGGCCGCUUGUCAGGAACUUGCUUUCCAAAAGAACCGCGGUGCUCUUCGCCCUUGUUGCCGGCGCUACUGGCGUUGCAGCACUCUACUUUGGCGUGAACCCUACGGUGUCAGGGUUGGGCCUUGCCAAUAUUGUCCUAUAUGCCGGGAUAUACACGCCUCUCAAGGCCGUGACGGCGUUCAAUACCUGGAUUGGAGCCGUUGUUGGAGGAAUCCCGCCGCUGAUGGGCUGGGCGGCUGCCGCCGGUGAGACCGCAACCAAGGAUGGCUCGUGGCGUGAGCUCCUCAUUGCCAGUGAUGGUUCUUCCAUUGGAGGCUGGCUCAUGGCCAGUCUUCUCUUCGCGUGGCAGUUUCCCCAUUUCAUGUCCCUGAGCUGGGGCAUCCGCGAGGAGUACAAGAACGCCGGGCUGCGGAUGCUCGCGUGGACAAAUCCAGCGCGCAAUGCCCGGGUCGCUUUGCGAUACAGUCUGGUCUUUCCUCCGAUCUGUCUCGCUCUGUGCGCUGCGGGCGUGACGAACUGGGGCUUUGCGGUGACCAGUCUGCCUUUGAACGCGUGGCUGAUUCGCGACGCGGUGCGCAUGUGGCGACAGCAAGGGCAUAAUGGCACCGCACGGGGUCUGUUCUGGGCGAGCGUUUGGCACUUGCCUGGUGUCAUGAUGCUCGCCUUGGUGCACAAGAAAGGCAUGUGGACCAGGGCGUGGACGAGCGUAUUCGGCGGAGAGGAUGGCAGUUGGGAAGACGAGGAGCUCGAGGAGAUGAAGAGUAUGACGGCGGAACGUGUGGCGGAGACAGCGCCAGUCGCCAAGAGGUAGCUUACUGGCCAGCUGGGCACAGCUUGCGUGUACGAUGUGCAACUGUACUCAAUACGAUGUAUCGCAUGUACUGUAUGAUGACAAAUAGAUCUCAAUAGCAUUAUAUUGUGAAAGCU